UGACGUCACACGCACAUGCUCACGGGGAGAGAUUCCAACAUGAUUUCUGAUCAAAACAUCAAACGGAGAGCUGAAUGGCAUAAAUGAAGUUUAUGAAUAAGAUUGGUCAUUAGUGAGAAAAUGGCUGCCUUACAUUAACAUUAUUUGAGAAAAAAUAAAUCUUUUUAAAAAGGUGCUUGCUGUGUAGAUAUUAUAGAUAAAAACGUAAACAUUUGUCGAUAAUAACAGAAAUUUAAAAUGGGUUGUGGAUCAUCUUCUGUACCCCCUAAUAGUACGACUAUUACAGAAGACGGUACUCAGACAGAAAAUCAUUUAUCACCUCAAAAGUCAACAAUUAGCAAGAAAAGUUCUAAGAAUAAAAUUUCACCACUGGAUAGUAAUUCUAAUAGAGAAGAUUUAUCAUCCAGUAACCCAGUCCCAAAAUCGGUAGCAUUUGAAGUUGCAUUUGACCCACCAAAAUCAUCUAGUCUACUUCUGGCUCGACCACCCAGACGUCUGCAGAGGUUAGAACCGUUAGCUUUACCAAAAUUGACACCAGAAAUGUUGGAAGAAAAACAGAGACUGGUGGAAGAGAAAAGACUUCAGCAAUUGAAGAAAAAGGCGUCAGGAUCGAGUAAGUCGUCAAGGAGACGCAAAGAAUUGAUGAAAGCACGACAGUUUGAGCGAGAACAGACGUCAGAGCAAAUAAACUUGAAAGAUGAACAACUGAAACAGGCUGAUAUCAAACGAGAAGCAAAAUUAAAAGAAGUUCAAGAAAAACAAAGAUUACGGGAAGAAAGAGCUAAACGAGCCAGGGAGAAGGCUAAAAGAUUAAAGGAAGUUGAUGAUGAUUUAGAUAUUGAUGUAGAAAAAGAUAAUCAUUAUAAUAAUAGUGAUGAUGAUUCCUGGUUAGGUGAUGAUGAUAAAGAUCACGGAACCAAGAACCAACGAGUUGAAUCUGGGUAUUCUAGUCCACAAAAACAACAACGAGACCGCCGUCCCCCACACCCAGCCAGUGCCAGUACUGUUGAUAGCUUUGACACAGCCUUUACCAGAAAUCCGUCCAAGGCUAUACAGAUAACCCAAGAUACAGAUGAUUUCUUCGACAGCUGAUAAAUUAUAGUUCAUAUUGAAUUUAUUACGAAAGGACAUGGCUUCUGGGAUUUGGGUGAAAAAUUAAGUUGUGGACUUGUUUCAAUUUUAAAUUGUUUCAAAUGGCAUUUAGUAAUUGAACUGGAAAUACACAGGACACAGAUUUAGCUCUUGCAUAAUGUAUGUUUACUAGAAGGAUGUCUGCUUACUUUUCUGAAAUGUCCUAUCUCAUCUCUAACCGAUCUAAUGCUUUAUUUUCACCCAAAUCCAAGAUGUUUAAAUCCUUUAAGAUUUGUAAAUACACCAUUUUAUAAUAAGUUAUUGUAUAUAUCAGAUGCCGUCCAUAAUUUAUUUUAUUUACUGUACUCAUGUGAUUUACUUGAAGCUAUUCCUGGUUUUGUUACAUGGUUAAGUUCGACUCUGUCUCAAUUAACUCAAGUUGUGGUCAUGAAAGGCUGAUUCAGGUCAGGUCAAACAUGAACUGUCGACAAGAAAAGAGAAGACCUUCGUAUUUAACGAGCUAUAUGUUCUGGAUAAUGUAUGGUUAAUUAUGGUACCAGCUUUCUCGCUUGUUUCAAUAGAAAUGAUAUACCUUUACCGAUACGUUGUGCGGAGGGGGUCAAAAGUGGGGUGCUAUUGAGCCCCAUAACUGGAGUUACCUCCCCAUACUUUGAAAGUGGGAGAUUAAAUUUAUUGAUGUAGUCGUCUCCUUUUCAAAUUCCUAGCUACACCAUUACAACACUGGGCUCAUGCAUUAUACUAUUCAAAUCAAGCUUUAAAUUAACGCUAAAUUGGUCAGGGUCGAAAGACGUCAUAGUUGCUGAUGGAUGCAUGUGACAUCACAAAGCAGUUUUCACGUUGACCAGACAAGAGUUGAUAAUGUAUUAUUGAAUAUGUGUUCACUUUUUUUGAUGAUAACAAACUUGAAGUAUAGUUUGAAGUAAUUUAUUAUAACUUGUUAUGUUUAAUAAUGUUGUUGAGUAUACUGAAUAUUCUAUAAUUUUAUAUUUUAAAGCGGCAUUUACAUGAUACAACCAAUCCAUACAACGGUCGCAUCAGACUGCUUGUUGUAUGGAUAGGACCAGUUCUAUUCUCAUCUGACAGACUGAUGCAAUAGCCAAUCAAAUUGCGUUAUAUUAGACGUCAUUUUUGUAUUGGCAACAAGAAUUCCUACUAAUUUACUUUUAUUAAAGAUCGCUUCUUCCAUUGAAGCAACGUCUUUUAAAAUGGAUCUAAACCUGACGAUUCUGUAAACUGAACUUUUGUGGAACAAGCCGCUGGAAACUGAACUUUUGUGAAGCAAGCAUCAUCAAAACCAUACAUUUUAAACAUUUUCCUUCAAACAACACGUGCUGGUUCAGUUACUAAGAUUGAACAAAUUAUGCAGCAACCGUAGGCCUACAUGUGUUUUGUCAUACAACAACUGUAUCACAUAAACAGCCGUCAGAUAUGUUGUACGAAUUGGUUGUAUUGUGUAAACAUCGCUUAAAUCAUGUCACACAAUUGAGAAGCAUUUAUAUUUUUAUUUAUUUUCUCAGUUGUAAAAUUACAUCAUAAACUGGAUCAGAGCAGUAGAAAUCAAAUCCUGGUCAGAGCUUCAAAUUGUUGAUCGACAAACUCUAGCAGCUUGUCAGCCAUGUGAAGCUCCUCCCAUUAAGUCCUAAUCAUGUGACCAAAGAGUCAACAUUUUAAUUCCCUUAGAUACCCCUUUCAAUUAACAAUGGGACCAGACCAGGCCUACUGUCUGGCAUACAAAUCAUGCUAACAGGAUGAUUUCAGUCAGAUCCUAGAGAUAAAACCCAUUAAUAAGUAUUAAUAGUAUACCAAAGGUCUAGGUGUAUAGACCCUUGCUGCAUUUUUGCUCAAAAUAACUCUGAACCAGUUGAGUCAGUACCACUCAAAAGUAUAAAAGGGUAGAUUGAUAAUAGAUGAAAUGAUAUUGGGUGUUCUAGAAAGACUAAGAAUACCCUGCCUGUGUAUGACAACAUGCAUUUGGCCACAUUCCAUGUUUUCUUUAUAUAUGUUUUAAUUAAUUUAUUGUAUUAUAUUUUAUAAUUAUUAUUUAAUCCAUUCCAAAACCACAUUUUGUUUAAGAAGCCACAUAAUUAUAUGUUGAUUUUCUACCCAAUUUUGUUUCCUUGUUUUAAGUCAAGUCAGCAAGGUUAAAGUAUUAUUUUAAUCAGAUAUGUGUGUUAUAAGUAUAACUGUUUAAAGUUGCAAUUUCAUAUUUUUAAGUUAUAUUUUUAAAAUUUAUUAAAAUAAAGCCUUAAAAGAGAUGAUAUCUAUAAACAGUCCUACCUUGUUAAAGAAUAAUCCUAUUAAUACGUACUAUAAUUCACUAUUGCCAGUUGAGAAAUUGGCAAAAAUAUCAUUUUUAUCUUCAAAUUCAAAUGUUUGAAGAUAACUACUCCAUGAAACUGUUCAGAAUAUAUAUAUACACAUAAAAAAAAAAAAAAACUUGUCCAGUUAUAAGCUAGUUGUCUGCUCUUAUUUAAGCAUUGCAGAUGUUAUAAUGUAUAAUAUGUAGUCAGUACAAAUUGUGAUAUUUUUGUAAAUUUUGUGAUUGUUAUAAUUGACUGUGAUAGAAAUAGGAUAUAUAUAAUAAUAGAAUGUGUUCACAUUAUACAGGCCCCUUUGUUCGCAUCAUUUUCUGCCAGUUGUUAUGGUAACUUUAUAAAUAAGGUAAAUUUCAUGUCUUUUAGCUUAUGCUCAGAAUGUGGCUGCUCUGUAAGACAACGAUUUAAAGAGCUGCUGAUCUAUCGGCAGGGAUCUCACUUCAGACACAUUUGCUGGUCUUGACCGACUAGCAGUGAAAUUGACCAGCAGGAGAACUUAUCUGUCAGUCAAAUUACAUGCCAUAAAAUUAGAUAUUUUAAUAAAUUUAACCUUAAAACACAA
Molecule: messenger RNA, 3969 nt
Organism: Patella vulgata (common limpet)
Lineage: Eukaryota; Metazoa; Mollusca; Gastropoda; Patellidae
Exons: 8
Coding region: 238-1092 (284 amino acids)
Source: RefSeq, a predicted model, not a curated record